Molecule: messenger RNA, 4059 nt
Organism: Dictyostelium purpureum
Lineage: Eukaryota; Evosea; Eumycetozoa; Dictyosteliales; Dictyosteliaceae
Exons: 3
Coding region: 1-4059 (1352 amino acids)
Biological process (GO): IRE1-mediated unfolded protein response; mRNA processing; protein phosphorylation
Cellular component (GO): IRE1-TRAF2-ASK1 complex
Molecular function (GO): ATP binding; protein serine/threonine kinase activity; zinc ion binding
Source: RefSeq, a predicted model, not a curated record
AUGCAGGAGGAACUACGACAAUUUGGUGCCUAUUAUAGGAAUGUUUUUGAUACAAUUAAAGAAUUCGAUUUUGAAAUCAAUUUUGCAUAUGAGUCACAUUGCAGCACAGUUAGAUUUCCGCCAAGCAUUGAGAUAUACUUUUUAAAUUGUUUUAUAUGUUUAUCAUCUAUUUUAAAAGAAAGUUACCCAACUUUAGAUGACUUUUUAAGACAUUUUCAAGAUUGUCAAAACCUAACUAAAAAGAUACCAGAAUUUAUAAAAAUAUUAAAUAAUGAAAUACCACCGUUUCAACUAAACACACUUUUAGAGUCAACAUUUGGUAGUAAAGAGAUUGGUUUUAUAAAAUUUCUCAGUAUUUUUGGACAGUAUAUCAAGGAUACAACAUUACAAGUAUUUUCAUCAUCAUUUUGCACAUCAUUUACAAAAGAAGAUGAUUAUUCAUUAGCAAUUUUAAAACUAUUAUUAAAAUAUAAAAAAAACAUAUAUAGUAAUAAUAAUAAUAAUAGUAAUAAUAAUAAUAAUAAUAAUAAUAAUAAUAAUAAGGGCGGUAAUCUGCAUAUUGCAAAUUUAAAUUAUUUGGAGAUAGAAUAUAGACAAAAUAAAGGUGUUAUAAAUUUAUUUAGGUCAAUGUACUACGAUAACUUAGAAGAAUUUAAACUAUUAUUUAAUGAUAGCCAAUGGCUUACAAAUACAGAUUUAUCACAGUCGACAACAUCAACAUCAACACCAACAAUAACAAAUGAAAAUUUCAUCAAAUCAGAAAUUUUUUGGUUUUUUGUAUGUUUAUAUAAUUCUGGUAAAAUUUCAAAAUAUUUAUUAGAAGAGUACUCAAAGGAAAAAGAGAAAAAUAAUCAAAUUAAUUUAAUAUCAAUAGAGCCUAGUUAUUUAAUAGAGAUUUGCACAGUUUCACUUAGUUAUAAAGUUAUAAAAUCAAUUUUUAAAAUUUAUCCACCUAAUACAAUUCUUUCAGAAAAAAAUCAAUUAAAUAAAAUAACAACAAAUAACACUGAUAAUAAUAAUAAAAAUAAAAAUAACAAUAAUAAUAAAUUUUUAGUUUUGGAAUCAAAUAUUAUUUUUAAUGAAUAUACAUAUCCAAGAAUGAAUAAGUUUUUAAAUAUAUUAUCAGACAAUAAGAUAUCAAUCAAUCCAAUAUUCUUUCAAAAAUUUCCAACCUAUAGUAAUCAAUCAUUAUUUAAAUCAUUAUUUUAUCAAAAUAUAAAUCACGAAGAAUUCGAAGAACAGGAAGAAAAAGAAAGCAGUUAUCCAGAAAUAUUAAAAAACCGAAUUAAUCAUGAAAUUGGGCAAAUUAAAUCAAGUAAUUUUAUUACCAUUGAAAGGAAUCAGUUAAAUUUUUAUGAUUUAACACAAAGUUUUAGUCUAAAAUAUAAACAAUACACUUUCUAUUUGACUUUUGGUACCUAUUUCAAAUGUUCAUGCGAAGAGAAUAGAAUGUUUCAAGGUUUCUGCCUGCAUAUGCAUCUGGUAUUAAGAUAUUAUUUCGAAAUCCCCAAAGGUUGUCAAUUUUAUUUCAGAAAAAAGUUUACUCCAAUGGAAAGAUUUUUAAUAUUUUUUAAUAAUAGUUUUAAUAAAAAGCUAACCAACUCUAAACAAAAAAUAGAAGGUUCACCAAUAUUUCCUAGUUUUUUUGAAAGUGAUUAUUACCCUAACUCUUCAAAAAAUAGUACAAUCGAUGCUAUACUGGACACAGACUCUAACGAAACUCAGCAGCUCAUACUCAACAUGAAGAGAUUAUACUAUUAUACUUUCAAGCUAUCAAAUAAACUAGAGUGUACCUCAAUAUCAAGAGAUUUUAAAAUAUAUAUGAGUGCUCAAGAGUUGUUUCAAAGUGAACACCUUAAUAAAUCAAGCACAAAUGCAUUAUUAACCAAUAUAACAUUGCAUGGAACACUUUCAAAAGAUUUUCUAAGCGAGAGCGAUAUAGCUCGUUUAAUUCUUCAAGACCAGACCGAAAAGUUAAUACCUCUAUUCAUUCAAUGGAAAGAUAUGCCAACGAGAUAUAAGAAUAUUCCUUUUGUCUUUUUAUCUCAUUCAAAAUUUUUAAAUUUUGCUCUAACAAGUUAUCCAGACGCUUUUAAAGAAACUAUAGACAUUCGUGAUUUCAUAGAUUUAGCUAAUGACAAGUUUAUAGAGCUUCUAAUGUAUAACGAAAAAUAUCAAGUUAUUCAAACUGCAAAAAGAUGGUCUCAAGAUUUACGUUCAAAAAAAACAAAUAUCAUCAAAUUUUUAAUUGUGUGUGGCCACCCAAAUACACUAACAAUUUAUGACCAUUUUAUUUCACAUAAAAAUGGUUCGGUAUCCUUAAAUCCAGAUUAUUUAGUUAACUCAUUUGAUAUCUUUAUAAAUGGCGAUAAAAUUAAAAAAUUUGAAUUGGAUUUAUUGGAAGAAGAAAAUAAAAAGAAAAAAGUAAAAAAUAAUAAAAAAAUUAAUAGUAAUGUUAAUAAUAAUAAUAAUAAUAACAAUAAUAACAAUAGCAAUAUAGUUAAUAUAAAUAAACAACAAAUAAAUAAUAAAUCCAACUCAUCAAAAGAAGUUGUAGAAGAAAAGGUAGAAGAAAAAGAAAGUGAAAAAAUAGAUAAAGAAAUAAAUUUAAAUAGUUUAGAAAUUAAUAAUAGCUCAUCUGUAAAUAAAAGCAAUAGUAAUAAUAAUAAAAAGAAAGAAAUUUUAUAUGACACUCAAGUUGGUAAAUUUAAAUUUAGUAGAAACGAAAGUAAUAUUUUAGGAAUGGGUAGUAAUGGUACACUGGUAUUUAGGGGCAUAUGGAAUAAUAGAAUACCUGUGGCAAUUAAACAAGUACAUAAAGUUUUUAAUCCAAAUAUUACAAAAGAAAUAGAAACAUUAAUUAAAUUAACAGAUAAGAAUUGUAGUAAUGUGGUUAGAUAUAUCGAUCAAGAGGAAGAUUCACAAUUUGUUUAUUUAGGAUUAACACUAUGUGACAAGUCAUUACAAGAUUUAAUUUCAUCUGGUGAAUUAGAGAAUUUUAAAGGUUCAACCGAAAGAACUAUGGAAUUAAUUUUAGAUAUUGUUCAUGGUAUUCAAUUUUUACACUCAAAUGAUAUUGUCCAUAAUGAUUUAAAUCCAAGAAAUAUUUUAUCAAAGGAUGGUAGAUUCAUAAUAUCUGAUUUAGGAUUAAGUAAAUUAGAGGUAACUUCUUCUUAUAGCUUUACAUCGAAUGUCCCAACAGGUCAAGAAGGAUUCCACCCAGUUGAAGUAUUGAUGGAAAAGAGAAAGACAAAAUCGGUCGAUAUAUUUUCAUUAGGUUGUAUUCUAUACUAUUUUAUUACGAGUGGUCAGCAUCCAUUCGGCGAAAAGUUAUUUAGAGUCGUGAACAUCGUUUCAAAUAAAUUCGAUUUAGAUCCUAUCAAAUUUACCCAGCCAACACUAUACGAUUUAAUUAAACAAAUGAUAUCAAAAGACGAAACUUUAAGACCAACCAUCGAUCAAGUUUUACAGCACCCAUUCUUUUGGACUCCAGUAAAGAAACUUCAAUUCAUUGAUAAACUAAAUAGUUUGUUUAAAGAUAAUGAGCUAUUUAACUCAAAUCUAAAUAAAUUAUUAAACUAUGUCGAUAUUGAAGGUAGUGUCGACAUCAUCAAUGGUAGUAAUAGCAGCACCUAUAAUAGUACAACCAGCAAUACAGCAACACCAUAUUUAAGUAGACCAUGGAAUCAAAUAAUAGAUAAAGCAUAUAUUGAACACAUCUCAAACAAACAAAAUCAAAUUUUACAGCAAAGUGGUAAAAAAACAUACAUUUACAACUAUGAUCAAGUUAAAGAUUUAAUUAGGUGCAUUAGAAACACAAUCCAACAUCAUAAAGAAAUUCAAAAAAUAAUUCAAAACUAUAAUUAUAAUAAUAAUAAUAGUAAUAAUAAUAAUAACAAUGAUAACAAAGAAAUUAUUGAAUCGUUAUCAAGCCAUGAAAAUGUAUUAAAAUAUUUCGAAUCCAAACUACCUGAUCUGUUAUUUUUUAUUUAUUAUAAAUUUAAAAACCAUAAAGAUUUUAAAAAAUUAAAAAAUUAUUUAAAUGGUUUUUUAUCAUAA